This is a messenger RNA of Anas platyrhynchos (mallard), 4767 nucleotides long. The record is from RefSeq and is a predicted model, not a curated record. NCBI's taxonomy places the organism in Eukaryota, Metazoa, Chordata, Aves, Anseriformes, Anatidae.
CGCCGGGCGCGGCGGAGGAGGCGGCGGCGGGGGCAGCGCGGCGGCGGAGCAGGGCCGCGGGCACGGCGAGCGGCGGGGCCGAGCCGGGAGGGCGAAGCCGCGGCCCCGCCGAGCCCGCCCCGGGGCCUGCGGGAGCAGCAUGGCCGCCAGCCUCUGGAUGGGGGACCUGGAGCCGUAUAUGGAUGAAAACUUUGUUUCAAGAGCCUUUGCCACCAUGGGAGAGCUUGUACUGAGUGUAAAAAUCAUUCGAAACAGGUUGACAGGAAUUCCAGCAGGCUAUUGCUUUGUAGAAUUUGCAGAUCUAGCUACUGCAGAGAAGUGUUUACACAAAAUCAAUGGAAAACCGCUUCCUGGCGCUACACCGGCAAAGCGAUUUAAAUUGAAUUAUGCAACGUAUGGAAAACAGCCCGAUAACAGUCCAGAAUAUUCCCUUUUCGUGGGAGAUCUGACUCCUGAUGUGGAUGAUGGCAUGUUAUAUGAAUUUUUUGUUAAAGUUUAUCCAUCGUGUAGAGGUGGAAAAGUUGUUUUGGACCAGGCAGGAGUAUCCAAAGGUUACGGGUUUGUGAAAUUCACGGAUGAACUGGAACAGAAAAGAGCGCUGACAGAGUGUCAAGGAGCCGUGGGGUUGGGCUCUAAACCUGUACGCUUGAGUGUGGCUAUACCAAAAGCUAAUCGUGUGAAACCAAUGGAGUACAAUCAGAUGUACAGCUAUAAUUAUAACCAGUAUUACCAACAAUAUCACAACUACUACGCCCAGUGGGGCUACGACCAGAACACGGGCAGUUACAGCUACAGCUACCCCCAGUACGGCUACACGCAGAGCACAAUGCAGUCAUAUGAAGAAGUUGGCGAGGAUGCAUUGGAAGACCCGACGCCUCAGUUGGACGUCCACGAAGCAAAUAAACAGUUUAUGGAACAGAGCGAAGAGCUCUACGAUGCCUUGAUGGACUGUCAUUGGCAGCCUUUGGACACUGUCUCGUCAGAGAUUCCAGCCAUGUUAUAGCCUCGUUGCUGAGGCACUGACUGUGUGACAAACCCGCCAGUGCGCUCCGGACUGUUACGCUGCACCUGGAUCCUGCGGUAGUGAGGGGUGGCCCUUUGUGCACCCAGGUCUGUUACUCGACGUACAGGAGGCCUGUGGCGUUGCCUGUACGACACGAGUGUCGUAGGAGCAUCAUGGUAACUUUGAUUCGUGGUGGAAGUUAGAACUGCAGCAGUUUUAUUCCUUUUGUCUUGAAGUGAACUCUUAAUACUUGUAAUUUAUAAACUUUCAACCAGAUGGCACAGGGGAAAGACUCCACUCCAACGUACAAUAAAAAAGUUGGUCUUUUAAGUAAAAUUACACUCUGCAUUUUGGUUCCUGCCCCCCUUUCUGUUUGGAUGCCCAUUUAACUGUCUUUAGUCACUUGAUCCAACUCCCAUAAAUGUGUUUGUUUAUUUUUUGAAGAGUCACUGUCAGAUACCGCUAAAAUGUCUCAGAAGCUUUCUAGUGACUGGGUAAGGUUGCUGUAAACUGAGUAUGGGAAAGAACUGUGUCGAUGAAAGUUUGUGUUCUGCUUAAUCUAAGCUGUGAUCUUGAGCUAGCAAGCUUAUAGCUUGGUGUUCUUAAGCAAUCUGCCUGAAGAGCAUUUUGGAAAGUAAAGACAGGAAGGAGUUUUAUAACUACUACAGACCGAUGCCUUCCACCAGGUGGUCUCUAGCGUGUUUGGCUUGCCUCUCCACCCAUCUGUGAGGAAACAAUUCCUCAGCAGUCGAGCAGUUUAGAACACUUUUCCCAACAACCUUGUUUAAAUGUUACUCUGUGUAUCAUGCCUUUCUCAUUGUGGACAGGCCUUGAUGGUCUCGUGAUGAUGUUACGGUUUCACAGCGUCUUCCACUGUCUUGUCAGAGUGUAUAUGGUGAAACUGAAGAUCUUGCAGCAAAAACGGGUCAGAGCAAUUUAUAUUUUGUGCAACAAAUUGUUGCUAACUUGGAAAGCAUUUUUCUACUGGAUGUUGUAUAAGCUGGAUGGACGAGCAAUAUAUUUAAGCUAAUAUUAUGUUGCGUUAGAGGUGACAGCGAAAAUGAUAGCACUUAUGUACGUGUUAUAAGCCCUUUUCAGGCUUUUGUGCCUUAAACUCUUUGAGAAACAGGAACAGAUAAACUACCUGUAAUAAAUGUCUAUCCAAGAAAUAGUUUGGUAACUGGAAUUGCUACUGCAAAGCACUAAGUUGCCUCCCUCCCCAUGUUGAUGCAGAGAUUUGCCACAAAAUUUAAAUACUUUCAUAAAACCUACUUCUACUACGCCUUUGUUUGUGUCCAUAAUUAUGAUAUAUUUGUCAGUCUGUGGUCUUUUUAUCAACUGCAAUGGUAAACGUACCGUGGAUAUGAGGCUGGUGGUAACGUACGCUGGAUUAAGCAAACUUCUGAACAAGUGCUAAGAGGGCUGCUGGACCCCUGCGUUCUCACCCGCUGUGAAUUUUUUCCUCCUGCUAUGCUUUUGACUGCUGUGGGCUGCAGACAGUGUCCUAACCUUGAGUUACUCUGAAUUUAAGGAAAUGAAUGUUCCUGGUGCAGUGUUUGAAAGGCAGCGGAGAGGUGGGAGAGAGCAGAGUGAUUUUUUCUUCGGAUGGAGCUGCUCGGCGGUGCUGAGCACUGAACAAAACGAUGCCCCUCAAUAGAGUGGCGUUCAGGAGGUGAUGUAAAGGAGGUUUUUGUGUUCUGCAGUGACACGCUUUCUAGAUCGUUGUGUUACUGUGCUACAGGAGUGCUCCUCUGUGUGCCCUUCGUUCCCUUUUUGACCUGCUGUUCUCUAUCCCCCCCAAACUUUCGCUUUUAUAAAGCAGCCCUCCUCACUCGCUGCAGGAGGUGACCUGAAGCCACGAUUACUUUUUGUGUUGCUGUUCUGUGGCUGGCCAGCACUGCUGUCCUGUUUAAUGCUCCCUAAUGGAUGGGUAAGCCACAUCCAUGUAAGCUCCGUGAGCUACGCUGCUGCCUGACAGCUGUCACAGAGCCGAUAUUUGCAGGAGAUGGAGGACGAAGGGAAGCAGCACUGUGUAAAGGACAGUGGGACAGGUUAUCACAGAGUAGCACCCCUCACAGACAGUGACCCUGGGGCAAAAUCAUCUGGUUUUGUCCCAGAAAGAAAAUUGGUAGUGGUCUGAUCCAUCAUUAGUGGCAUCCCAAGCUUCCAGGAUAGCUCUGACAUACAGACCCUCAGGUCCCUAUGGGGAGAACAAUUUGGGAAUACAGAGGCCAACAGAGAUUACCCACUGAGGCCUCUUUAAGGGUGCUACAGGGCUUAAAACAACUCGUGCCUUUCUUUUUAGGAAGGAGGUUGAUGGGAGUUUUCGGGCCAUGCUCCCUUAAUGCGUGAGGCCGAUCCCUCUCUGCUGGCUGAGGAAGGGAGAGGCAGCCCCCAGCAACAGGGAAGGGGGGCAGGAAAAGCCCAGGGCAUUAGGAGAGGAAAUAAAAUUCUUACAGCUGUCUAUCAAAGCUGGGAAUUACCCUGGAGAGACAGGGGUAAAAUCGAACUGCUCCCCCACCCAGGGAAUUGGGGUGAGUGAGACAGGAGGCAGCUUCCUCUCCCUGCUGUGUUACGGAUGGGAGAGGUGCAGCAGCAGGCUGGUGAGAUGAGAAAGCAUCCUCCCUCGCCUUACUUUGUAGGCGUGGGGUUUUAAUCAUCCCUGCCAGCCUUUUGGGGUUGUUUGUGAAUCUCUGCCAAUGUUCUGUUGAGCUGGUAAUCUCUCCGCACUUUUUUUUUUUCGUGUAUCACUUACCCAUCUUAACGUUCACUUUCAGCUCCUGGCCACCGUUGCAGCACCUGGAGCACAGAGGAGACUUUUAUGUGGAGCUACAAAACAGCCACUCACCUGGAUGUGCAGGGUUUGUUUUGGAAUCCAAGUCAAACAGAGUGUGGGAUUUCAUUUCUUGUGGAUGGCUACAGGAAAAGCCCUGAUUAAUUACCAUCUGGUAUAAUGCAGGAUGAAAGAUGAGGACUGCAUGUAGUAAGGGGCUCUCGGAUGACAAUUUGAGUCACGGAGACUGGAAAAAGUUCAGCCAACCGUGGAGCUGCAGCGAGGGCUCAGGGGCAGGACACAAAGCUUUUGCUCUAAGAUCCAGCUUUUCGACCGGAUUCUUCAUGGUGGCCGUGCCUUCAGCAUCCGUACCAGCAGAAACUUCAUCAGUCCCUUCCAGUCAGCGGAAUCGACCUGGAGUUCAAGGCUGCUGUGGUUCCCAGCGUGGGAGGUGCCCCGCAGCACCAGGCAGGGCCCCUCGAUGUUCCCGAGCUCACCCAGCUGAUGCCCUGCCUGCCGGGAUGGACACGAGGAAUUACUCCCUCAGUGGAAGAGGCUGAGAGCUCGUGAGCCCCUCUCCGUGAAGGGAAUCAGUUUGCUGAAGGCUGAAAUCAUGAGGAAAGUGGGAAGUGGAUUGGGUGUAUGCAGAGCUGAGCGAGGGUUUCGGUGUCUCAGACUUCAGCAUCCUGCUUUCGAAGCCACUGCAGUUGUGUGUGAUGGGAUCUUGGCUCCUCAGUGAGCCGUGAGCUCCCCCAGCUGGGGCAGCUGCUGCUCUGCACCCAUCAGUGAGCAGGCAGCGGGAACGUUGCAGGUUCUGGUGCUGCUGAAGCUGCUGUUCGUGUGCUCGCUGUGGAAGAACGAUCCCUUCCAGGGAGUUUUUGCAGAAAAAGAGCUCUUGGGGGGAGGAUUGGGAAUAUUUGAAAUACCUUAAAAUAGGUGAAUAGUUGAGACUGUGUGGAAUACUGGGGGUGAAUAAAGGCGGUCACCCAAA